Spodoptera litura is the source of this 498-nucleotide messenger RNA. RefSeq lists its product as uncharacterized. The record is from RefSeq and is a predicted model, not a curated record. NCBI's taxonomy places the organism in Eukaryota, Metazoa, Arthropoda, Insecta, Lepidoptera, Noctuidae.
AACAUGUGAUAUUGUAUUUUGUGGGAUAUUUUUUGAAAUGAUUGUUCAGCUAUCCAUGUGUGAACCAAGGAAUAAAAUACUAUGGCUUCUAAUCAUCAGUAUUAUCCACCUGACGGUGAUAGAAAGCCGUCUGGUCCCCACCAGCAAACCACGAUUAACUCGCAAGAAUAACGACUUUGUGCUGCCAAAAGAAUUUUUUGAUCAGGCCCUGAGUCUUCAAGCCAAGUUCAAGAUCCCUAACCAAGAGUUUUGCUCUGAGAUGUCCCUGCAGCCGGCGGCCCAUUACGUUGUUUUACCAUGGUGGUAUCAUUAUUGUCAGGAUUUGAAUGAGAAGCGUAGUAAGAGUAUGCGAGGGAAUGUCCACUUCACUGCUGUCCACCAGUACAUCCUGAAUGAGGUACAGGCCUACAAGAAAAGGAUGAAAGCCAAGCAGAUUAAGAUGUCACAACUCGAGAAGGAGUUGUUAGCCUGAUAGAAGACUUAGAGGUCAAUAAACAU